Molecule: messenger RNA, 5656 nt
Organism: Athalia rosae (coleseed sawfly)
Lineage: Eukaryota; Metazoa; Arthropoda; Insecta; Hymenoptera; Athaliidae
Gene: neo
Exons: 6
Coding region: 178-2301 (707 amino acids)
Source: RefSeq, a predicted model, not a curated record
ACGCACGCCUUGGGAUCGCCGCAUUUCUGUGUUGGUUGUGGCCGUGAACGGCACCUCAAGUCCAAGGGCAAGUCGAGCUCCUCCAGUGAGACAUUACUCGAUCCGAUUGAUACCGAUUUCGAAGGAAGUUCAAGUCAUCUCAAAGAUAACGCAGUGGUUUAACGGGUUGGCCUGACAAUGAGCAGCCCAGUGUGCCGGAUGGUGACUCUCCAGUCGAUCGCGGGUGUUGUCCUGCUAAUCAUCGGUACCGCCGCAUCGGCGGAGGACGCUUCUUCCGUAAUGUCGGCGUCGGCGGAACCGUCCGCGGUAUCGGGUCCGGACUACACGGGUCCUUCAGCCGGCUCGGACGAGUGCGACCCCGAAAUGGUCGGUUUCGAGUUGGUCACCGGAUGGGUUUACACGGCCCCCGCGAACAUGUUGGACUCCAUACCGGGGACGUUGAUGCUCACCGACUGCCUCGAGACAUGUCAGGCGAACGAUUCCUGCCAGGCGGUCAACUAUGAAACGGGUCUGUGCGUGCUGUUCAGCUCCAACGCGGAUAAUAAUCCAGGUGCGCUGUCCCAGUCUCAGUUCCCCGUGUUUACCAUCUACGCCCAGAAGAGCUGUUUGGGUGUGAAACCUUGCGAGAGAGCCUGGUGCAUCGAUAGGGUACAAGGACAUCGUCUUCAGGGGCACACGAAACGCACGGUUUCAGCAUCCUCGAGACAGCAUUGCCUGGAGCUCUGCCUCGGAGAGAGGGAAUUCCUUUGUCGGUCCGCGAACUACGAGAAUUCCUCCAAGACAUGCGAACUUUCCGAAAUGGAUCGUCUGACCGUCGCGGGUUCGAGCUCCUUCCAAGUUGCUAACGGUGUCGACUAUUUGGAAAAUCAUUGCGUCGACGAACCGAUGAAACUCUGCGAAUUCAAGAAACUUACCGGCCGCAUAUUGAAGACGGUGGAUUCGGUUUAUCAAGACGUCGGAUCGAUCGACGAAUGCCGCGAGCUCUGUCUCAACUCGCCGUUCCGUUGUCAUUCCUACGACUACGGAGAUACCGGCGACAUGGUCUGCCGUCUCAGUCAUCAUUCCAGAGCCACGCUCACCGACAUUCAGGAGCCCUACCUGGACAUACCGGAAGGUUCGACCUACGAACUCAGUUCCUGUUACAACGUCACGAUAGACUGUCAGGCUGGCCAGAUGGUCGCUCAUAUUCAAACGAGCAAAUUGUUCAACGGCAAGGUCUACGCGAAAGGUUCCCCGAACUCGUGCGUUCAAGACGUCCAAUCGGAUCUGGAGUUCGAACUCCGCAUGGCCUACGACGACUUGGAGUGCAACGUCCGGCAACAGAGUCUCGGCAGAUACAUGAACGAUAUCGUAAUCCAGCAUCACGACACCAUAGUGACCAGUUCGGAUUUGGGAUUAGCCAUAACUUGCCAGUACGACCUUACCAACAAGACGGUAUCGAACGAAGUCGACCUAGGCGUACACGGGGAGAUAACGCCAGCGCUAUCGGAAGAGGUGAUAGUCGACUCUCCCAACGUAGCGAUGAAAAUCACCGAUCGCAGCGGAAACGACGUUGUGCCUUCCGCCGAGGUCGGGGACCCGCUCGCUCUCAAGUUCCAGAUACUGAACCCCAACAGUCCGUACGAGAUCUUUGUCCGGGAGUUGGUCGCCAUGGAUGGCGUGGACUCGAGCGAGAUCGUGCUCAUUGACGCGCGCGGAUGCCCCACCGAUCACCUCAUCAUGGGACCCCUCUACAAGUCCGCCAGCUCCGGCAAGAUUCUCCUGUCGCAUUUCGACGCUUUCAAAUUCCCGAGUUCGGAGGUGGUGCAAUUCCGCGCCCUGGUGACUCCGUGCAUACCUUAUUGUCCGCCGGUGCAGUGCGAUCAGGAAGAAUCAACGGGUGAUUUGCGCUCGGUAAUCUCAUACGGUAGACGACGUCGUCGUUCAACUUCGCAGACGCGAGACGACCUCCUGGUGGUUCAGACGAUCCAGAUCACCGAUAAGUUCGGAUUCGAACGCGACGGUAAAACGGGGAACGCGACCGCUGCCGCCAAGGACACGAUCUUCAUAGAAUCUUCGGAUUCGACGAGCGGCGUCUGCAUCAACCUCGGAGAAGCGAUAGUCGCCGGUACGGUGUUCCUCGUCGUCCAAAUCGCCAUCAUCGCCGCGUGGACUUUUACAUGGCAGAGACGUCGGCAGAUCCUCAAGCAUCAGGAGGCACUUUCGGUCUCGGUUUCCGUACCAGGUAUGCACACGGGUAUCCCCGGGCGCACCGACAGCCUCUGCAAGCUCUACGAUUCCGGUUUUUCACGCCGAUUCUGAGCGAGUGAGAUACCCAGUUCCGCCAUCGGUUUAAUCACCUCCUUAUACAGCGACUGCUCCUCCGAGUACGCGAACGUUACGUAUACGUGUAUUCACGGAUCCAUACGUGUAUGCAUGUAUAAUAAUUCGCGUACUCGGAUAUCGGGAAUUGCAAUAGAAAUUAAACGAGAUAAGGAGGUACUUGGAGAUUAUUAAAACGAUUAUAAUCCAGUCAUUUUAUUCCAACGAGACAAUCAAGCUCGUAAUAACGAUCAUCUCGUUCGAACAAAAGGAAUGAUAAUCGUGGCUAAAUCGCGUUCAAUCUUCGUUCCCGAGUAAUUACGUCACUCGCGAAUGGACAAUGUGCGUGAGGAUAUCGCAAUAAGCCAGCGGCCGAUAACUUUUUUUUUGUUCCCCAGAAAAUACAUCCGCGUACGUCUAGUUAGCCGAGUGUACGCGAAACUUUGAAAUCCAGAUUAGCGCGAUCAAAGAAUCGUCGGAGUCGUAACUCGAAUCCAUAAAUUUCCUCUCAAAUAGUCUGACAACUUUUGCUUUUAAUCCGAACGUUUUCACCGCGUACUCAAACCCACAUACGUGCAAACUCUCCGACAGUAGGUGUUUCACCCAGCUGUACGUUAUAUACGCGUCGUAUGUGGGUGCGGGAUGGGUCGUGUAUUUGCAACGUACCGCAGAUUCUAAUUAGCAUUGGGAAUCGAGCGUGAUUAUGCAGAUGUCUGUGGAGUAGGAUAUCAAGGGAGUGCCGGAAUAUAGCACCUAGGGUUUCCACCAGGCGAAGGGGGUGGAUGCGCGCGCGAAGGGGCGGCGCAGAAGGUUAAUUGCCUCUUCUGGCGGCAUCUCCUCUGCCUAAGCCAAGCACGCGAGAUGGGGGGGGGGGGGGGGGGGAGGGAGCGCGACCGGCGGAGGUUGGGGGAUCCCCGUGAGGUCAAGAGAGCCCACCCUUCUGGGCCAGUCGUACGAUAUCAAGGAUAUUCCCAUCCGCCGAACGAUCUCCGUGCCACUUUGGAUCCCAAACCAUAGGCAGCGCUGCCGCGACCCCAUCUUCCUCUUAUGAUUUGACCUUAUGGCCACCUCGCGACCGCGCAAACCAUGUUAAAUCUCAACUCCCUUUGUUCCGAGUGAUGCUAACGCGUUCGUUCGUACCGUUACUCCCUAACAUUGGAUUUCGUUCGUCGUUCGACGUUACGUCCUUGUACUUCGUGUCGUUUUAUAAUCGUUACGACAACAAUAGCGCGAUCGGUCAGCGGAACGAAAGAAACAAAGAAAAUUCUUUUUCAAAUUUUUUUCAUAAAACUAUUAAAUUCUACAUUUUUCUAAGAGUUGAGCAUAUUAUGAAUUUUCCGACUCAGCCCUACUGCUUGUGGCGAGAGGGUAGUGCCAAUUACACGAGUUUGGCUCGACAGAAUAUAUUGAGUGAGUCGUCGAUCCGCCGAACGCGUAUACGUUUAACGGUCCCGUCGCGCUACAACGAAAAUAUGAUAGAAAAUUCGAGAGCAGAAAAAAAAAAAUAUUAAACAAAGAAAAAAUAGACUAUGCUUAACAUCCCAUAACCGCGUGUACCCCCUGUCGCAUUUUUUUUAUUUUCUAUCAUGUUACGCAUGACACACGAGUAUAUGCUGCCUGCGAUGCAGAUAUUGUACCACACGUGUCUGAGUAAUAAUAUUAUAAUAAUUUUACGUAUGCUGUUCGGAAAGAAGAAGAGAGAAAUGAAAAAGAAAGGGCACACGAUAAGCAGACGACACACUUUCCAUCGACUUGAUCGAACGUAUUUUAUUUAGCCGCGCAUUUAUUACGACAUUUUUUUUCCAUUUUUUAUCCGCGACUCUAUUUUAUUGCGUUUAUUGCGUUUGAUUCAACUCAAUGGAAACUGUAUAAAGAAUAAGAUAAAAAAAAAUUGCUACAUCGUAUCAACUACUAUACUGCUACGGUACACGAUCUUAAAUCUUAUUAAUAAAUAGGUAAGAAAAAUAAUAAAAAAAAAUAAAUAAAUAAACGAAAAUGAAGCAAAAACGUGAAAAAAAUUGAAGAACAAUUAUAAGGAAUCUGUUACACAGACUAUCACGAUAACGUCUCAUUUUUGUCAUUGAAUAUAUAUUACUAUUAUUAUUACUGCAAUUAUAUACGAUAAUUACAAUGAUUAAUAUUAUUUUGAAUUAAUUGAUAUUAUUAUUACCAUGACUAUUAUUAAAUAUUCAGCUGUCUAUUGCGACAAAAAGUUUCAAUUGUCUACGUGAAGAAAAAUUGCAGCGAUGGUGACAAACGCGGUAAAUAUGAUUAGAGAGAUUACACGUGGGCCAGCACGCGGUCACCCGUGCAGCAAGGUUAAAGUUCGUCUCAUCUCGUCUCGUCUUGUCUUGUGGUAGCUGUCGUGCAGGUGCCGAGCGUGAGAGUGAAGUUGAAAGUGAGGAUAGCAAGAGUAAGAGUGAGAGUUGACGAGUGGAUGAGUGGCGUGGUAGAAAAUGAAAGAGGAAAAGAUUUCAGAUAUGGAAAAAAAUUAAAGGAUGAUUAAAAAAGAAAGAGAGAGAAACGAACAGAAAAAAAAAAAAUAGUCAAUGAAAAUAAAUGUGUAAAAAAAAAUUAAGGAAAUGGAAGGAAAUGCGAGAGUAGAGAGAGAGAGACGAGAUGGAUAGAGAGGACGAAAGGUAUAAUAUUAGGCUCGAGGACGACCGCUCUUCCUCCUCAAAUUGGACUCUGCGGCGUCAGUUUGCAUGAAUACUACUGAGUCUUUUCAUAAUGAGUGUGUUUUGAGCAGCGUCUCUUUCUAUACUUAGAUGUUGUACGUAUAGUGGGGUAACUGCCAAAUGCCUGAAUGUAGACGUCGGUGCUUGUCCUCGAACCUGAGGUGCGCGCCUAGCUGUCCAAGUUCUCGGAGGCUUGGGAUACGUUACGCUCGAGUCUGCUCUGUACCCUGACAACCGUGUAUUUUUUCCCGCACUUUUUAUUUCAUCUGAAGAGAAAAAAGAAAAAGAAAAUGAAAAAAAAAAACAGAAAUAAUCUGCUUUUUAGUCCCAUCUCCCCAUCUCCCCGUAACCCCUUAACCCCUUCCGCAUCUCCUGUCAACCUUUACCCUCCCGACUCGAGGGAAGCCACUUCCCGUGUAACUCCGCCAGAUUAAACUAUUUUAAUAAUCUCAGCAGCCGUCACGUACAGAGUCGACCCGGCGACCGAGCGUCCAUAUCGCGCCGCACCAAGUAUACCGCUUAUUAUAUUUAUUUUUAUUUCACAUAUGCGUAAUUUUCACCAUGUAGCGUCAUACACAUUAUACAAUAUACAUGUACGUAUGGCACGAUGUAAAGACGGUAAUUAUACCGUUACGAUUGAAAAACAAAAAAAAAAAUAUACAUAUAUUAUAUCUACA